Vespula vulgaris is the source of this 1869-nucleotide messenger RNA. RefSeq names its product nucleoporin NDC1 (gene Ndc1). Gene Ontology annotation, molecular function: protein-macromolecule adaptor activity. Gene Ontology annotation, biological process: nuclear pore organization. The coding region runs from base 136 to 1869 and encodes 577 amino acids. Gene Ontology annotation, cellular component: nuclear pore transmembrane ring. The transcript has a single exon. Lineage: Eukaryota; Metazoa; Arthropoda; Insecta; Hymenoptera; Vespidae. The record is from RefSeq and is a predicted model, not a curated record.
CAUUGGUCGGUUAUAACAUAUAUAUGGUGUGUUAUACCGGUUUCAAGAGUAAAACGUCGUCACGUUUAAGAGCAUGUUUAUCAGAUAAAAAUAAAAGUGUUUAUUAAAAAGAAGUUAAAUUAGUGAACUUAGAGAAUGCCAGAACGUAAUAGAAAGAAUUACCCAGGAUUAUUGAUAGGGCGAAUGUUCAUAGCUAUUACAUUGAACAUCAUAUUACAAAUCUUUCUUUUGAGUUUUUUGAUUUUAAUUACAAAUACAAACACAAAUGUUAAAUUAUGGCUACAGAAUACAUGGGAAACUAUAAUUUCCUUAAAAUUGCGAAUACAUUUCUUUGUAUUUGUGUCAUUUCUACAAGGAAUUAUUUAUUGCAAUAAUUAUUUACAUCGACAGCCGUACUUAAAGAACAGAUUCUUAAAACUUCAACAUAUUUUCACCGGCCAAAACUUAUUAAGAGGAAUGCUUUGUAUCUUAAUGGGCUGUAAUUUAGUAUGGUUACACUUGUCAUUGAAGAAAGGCAAUCAUAAUUUAUUGAUUGAUAAUUGUGAUACACUGUAUGGAUCAUGCCUAAUAGAAGAACAUUAUUUUUUAUUACUUGGUGGAAUGUGGACUGGAUUCUACUUCUUCCUGACUACAAGUUUAUCUAAUCAACGAUAUUUCCAAUUUUCUAUAAUACCACUGACUAAAUUCUCUAAAUUUAGAAAAGGAAUUUAUUCCAUGCUAUCCAAAAUAACAUCCAUUUCAUUAUGGCCUGUUAUUUAUUUUAUAAUCGGAUAUUAUUUACUGGGAUCCUAUAUGCGUGACUUCGUACUGUCCAUCACAUCUGCACAAAUAGAAACAAAGCCAUUAGAUAACUUUCCAGGAUUGCUAAAUGUAUCUCUAGCAAUGUAUUUAUGGCUAUAUCAAUCUACUUUGAUAUUUACAAGUAACACUACAAUUUUGUUAUUAGAAGUAUUUCUAACAGAAUGGACACCUUUAGAAAUUCAGCCAAAUAAUGUCUUUGAUAGUCAUAUCUCAACGAUAACAUUAACCGAUGUUUUAUCCAUGGAUAAUAUACCAAUGUUACAACAUUUGGGAUACUUGGAUCUUGUUACUUUGGCUGAAAAACAAGAAACGAGAAGAAGAAUAUUAUUUACAUUGAGUCAACCUGGUGGUCAUCCUUAUAAUUGGAAUUGUAUUAUUGAAAAAUCCUUGAACUUUAUAAACAAAUUUUCUGAUGAGCUUAAUGCAAUCACUUUAAAAGCCAAAGAACAACAGUUUGCAUCAUCUGCUUCGACCCUUACAACUUCGAUGUCAUCAAAUUUGUCUGCGUUUAAAAGCGAAUACACCUAUCACAUGCGUAAAUUGGUAACAGAGACAAUACCAUCUGUGAAUGAAAGCUAUGUCUCCAAAUCCCCUGAAAUUAAAUUUUUAACAUAUAAAUAUAUCAAAAACAAAUGGGACUUGCUGAUCUCUUAUUUUCUUUCGAAACCACUUGUUUAUUACGUCUUUGGCGAACAAGAUGAUCUUAAGAUUGAAUAUGCUUUAUUUAAAGCACAAGCUGUAAUAUGGGCAGCAGAAGCUAUCUCAUCUUUGGCAAUUGUAUCUUUGAAAGAAGACUCUUAUGGUAUUGUACAAAAAGAUCUACCAGAUAUAUUUCAAGCACUAUUAACAUUAAAACUUACUUUAGACAAAUUACAUAAAUCUAAUAUAUUAAUUAAAAAACCUCAGAAUAGUGAUAAAUGUAUCAAACAGAUGUUUAAUUCUUUACGAAAUGCGAGUAAACGAAGUUUGUACAGAAUUACAACAGGAUUCGAAGAUUACAUUAAUGAUUUGAAACUUGACUCUUCAAUGAUAGAACAUUUACAACCUUUUCUUAAUUACAAAGAAUAA